GAUGGCGCGCGAAUUUUAACGCGCGUUGCUCUCCUCCGUCUCGCGUUCAUCUCCCUUCAUCUCACCACGCAGCCUCCGUAGUUCCCUCCUCAGUAUGAUCCGCGCGGUCCGAGCGCGAGUACGCGUGCAUUCCAGCCUGUUAUUUAGUUAGUUCCAUCGCAAGACUAUUUCGUGAAAAAAAAUGCCGAUAUUUGUGAAGAGAAUUAAAGUUGAACAGAUUUUACAGAUUUUUCACGACUACUAAAACAAGCGAUUGUGUCAUUAAAAUACGUUACGCUUUCUCUCUACUUCCCUCUUUCUUUUGACUUUUAGAAAACUUAAUUGAUAUAUUUCCAUAGAAUAAUCUUUGUGGAGACAUUUACUUGCAUCACACAAGUAGGUGAAAUAAGUCAUCUCCUGUCAGACAUAAUUUUAAUUUUUAAUUACUGUUUAAUAUUUUGCUAUCGAUUUAUUCAAACUUACAUAAGUUAUAAAUUUGUGGAGAGCGUUUAUGUUAAACUAUUUGCAUUAGUUGCCUAUUUUAUUGCUUCACGAAUAUACGUAUAUAACGGCGAAUCUAUCAAAAGUUUUGCAAAGCAAAGUUGGAUUAAAUUUUUAACGAGAUAAUCGACCGCCGCAUAUAAAAGUGGUGCUCUAUUGGUUUUUAAGGAAUUUAUCUAAUCGCAUGAUCGCCAAACUAUAGCAGAAUUUACCCUCAUACACUCGUGUAAUCCUCGAUGACUUUUUCUAUUCAUAUUGUCAGUACUUUUGACGGACGUUGUUCCACUCGAACUUUCUUAAAGAAUCUUUGAUUGACUUCGUGUAACUAUGGGGGACAUCGUUUAUAAACUUGUAACAUCUAAUAAAUUAUAACUCGCCAAAGUCGCAAGGUCUCAGGAAGGGAAUGGGGGUGACAAUUUGUGAACAAGCGAAUAAACAUUUACUUUUACUCUUUUACCAUCUGACAGAAUUGUGUCGGAAGAAUCGAGGAGAAAAAGAAACUAUCUCGAUUCGAUAUGAAACUGUGAGUGAAAAUUUCACGGAGCAAGUGAGAUAUGUGUCUCAGCGCUGCCGGGGGUUCGGAAAAUGAACAAACUCCACCGACGGCGAAACGAGAGCGUCGAUGGCGUCGAGACGCGAGCGACAGAAAUUGGAAAAAUUAUUUUUAGGAAUACCUUGAACCGGCAUAAGGACGUCGUUCCAGCCUGUUUCGUAUUGCAUCGAUCGUGACUGGCGGUACUAAUCCCGAGGACUCCUUCGAGACUCGUCAUGCUGGUCCCGGAGGGCAAUUUUACAUCCUGGGUCGGCAACUGGACGACGAUCCUGCACCAGGUGUCUUGCAACGACACCCUCGGUGGCUGCGCCGGCGAGUGCGAUACCGCUUCCGGCGAAUUCGAUUAUCUCUGCACCACAAUCGAUAAAUUUUUUUUUUCCUCCUCUUCGAUGACCCUUUUUUGCACGCCCUGCGAUUACGCGAGUUGCAACAUCAACGUGUCCUUGCUGCUCGACAGCCUCGAGAGCAUCGAGGGCGUCUUUCUGUCUAGGAUACCAAUGAGAAAUUGCAACGCCACGUCCUUCGACGAGGAAAUUCUUGAAUGUUCGCCGGCCGGCGGUAUCGCCGAUCUAGCCUGCAUUCAUCGAUCCAGGAUCGGCAGCACUGCCGGGACGAAGACGCGUCGCUUCGAUUGGAGCUUCCUGUUCGUGGUAGUCUUCAUAGUCGCCGGCGGUCUCGGCAACAUAUUGGUCUGUCUCGCCGUGGGAUUGGACAGGAAACUCCACAACGUGACCAACUAUUUCCUGUUGUCGCUGGCGGUGGCCGAUCUUCUCGUCAGCCUCUUCGUCAUGCCUCUAGGUGCCAUACCGGGCUUUCUGGGAUACUGGCCGUUCGGAGUGGUGUGGUGUAACGUGUACGUGACAUGCGACGUGCUCGCGUGUUCGGCGAGCAUAAUGCACAUGUGCUUCAUCUCCCUGGGCCGUUACCUGGGCAUCCGUAAUCCGCUCAGGACACGUCACACGUCUACGAAACGGGUGGUGGGCUUCAAGAUCGCCGCUGUCUGGUUGCUGGCUAUGCUGGUCUCCAGCUCCAUCACGGUAUUAGGCAUCAUCAACCCCUCGAACAUCAUGCCGGAACCGAGGAAAUGCGUCAUCAAUAACCGAGCGUUCUUCGUGUUUGGUUCCCUGAUCGCCUUCUACAUCCCCAUGAUCGUUAUGGUAACGACUUACGUGUUGACGGUGCAGCUAUUGCGCAAGAAGGCGCGAUUCGCAGCCGAACCGGAGGGUAAUCACAUUCGUAGAUUGGGCGGCAGAUACGCAUCCGCAAAAACGUCAUCAUCUACGGCGUCAUCAUCGUCCGCAAUCACCACCAUGAGAUCGUCCUCUUCGUCGGCGAGACUGAUACGUACUUCCGGUUGCAGCGCUGAAAAGGAAAGCGACAAAUGCGGAGGUGUGAGAAAGGUCCUGCCACAUCUGAAAUUAACAGUGAACGGCGCCGGAAGCCCUGCUACAGGACCACGGCUCAAGUCGAAAGUGGAUCAGGCGACCCAAACACCGGAGAACAUCGCGCGCGAAACACGAAACUUCACCCUCAGGGCCCUGAAACUGCAAUUGAACGUCACGCCCAACAACUUGAACCUCAGAUUCCUAGCAGGACGUGCGAAAAAGAGAUCCCUGGCCGCGAACGCGGUCGCGACAGAACAGAAAGCGAGCAAGGUUCUGGGACUAGUGUUUUUCACGUUCGUGUUAUGCUGGGGGCCGUUCUUUCUGCUUAAUAUCUUCUUCGCUGCGUGUCCCACGUGUUCUGUGCCGACACACGUGGUAGACACGUUCCUCUGGCUGGGCUACGUGUCCUCGACAAUCAACCCGAUCAUUUAUACCAUUUUCAAUAGAAUUUUCCGCGCCGCGUUCAUCCGCUUGUUGAAGUGUAAAUGCUCACGGUCUGCGAGGCCUUCGAGAUAUCGUUUCGGUACAGAGAGCGGAAGGGGGGCGAUGGGCCUGUGCACGUCGGGUGCUCUUCCACUGGCCAUUAGCCUUCAGGGUACACCUUUAUUAAGCCCGACGCCAAAUCCCACGCCGACACCGGCGUCGGAAAGCUCGUUCAUGACGAUGAUGCAUCGUACGCCGAGUUCGCUCUACCGAGACACUUUUUUAGUUCACGAACCCGAUCAGGGCGAUCAUUAACCUCGCCCAUUAAUUAACUAAUUUCAUAAUGAGAGAUUAUACUGCGCAACACGAUUUUUGCAGCGAGAAUAGAUGAUUUUAGGUAAAAAACAGUGUACAAAUAAAUUUUACCAUAUAAAUGAAUAUGGAAUUGUUCCUUGGAGAAAGUAUGUAUAUAUAUAUUUUAGUUUGCAUUUUAGUUUCCUAAUUCUUAACUUUUUUUGAGUCAAUUAAAAUCACACCCACAGACAUACAGUUGAGAAUAACCGAGUGGCUUUUUAAACUAACUAAAAUCAUCAAAGAGAGGAAGGAGAAGAAAAAAGUUUCCUAAGUUUGUUAUCCAUCAAAAAGAAAUGCGGAAUAUUUUUAUUGAAUACUUGGCAAUUUUUUUAAAGUUCUUUAAUGAAUAAGUAUUGUAGAAAUCUCUCAACUUUAGGAAUCUAUGUAUACGAAAGACAAAAUAAAACAAUACUACUAUUUUAAUACCUGCCCCAUUCAUUAUACCUGACACGUGAAUCUUCUUUUCCCGCAAUUUCUAUUUAUCCUUUCUUAAUAUAACGUAAAAUAACAA
Molecule: messenger RNA, 3706 nt
Organism: Formica exsecta
Lineage: Eukaryota; Metazoa; Arthropoda; Insecta; Hymenoptera; Formicidae
Gene: 5-HT2A
Product: 5-hydroxytryptamine receptor 2B
Exons: 10
Coding region: 1249-3156 (635 amino acids)
Biological process (GO): chemical synaptic transmission; G protein-coupled receptor signaling pathway, coupled to cyclic nucleotide second messenger; serotonin receptor signaling pathway
Cellular component (GO): dendrite; membrane
Molecular function (GO): G protein-coupled serotonin receptor activity; serotonin binding; neurotransmitter receptor activity
Source: RefSeq, a predicted model, not a curated record